Molecule: messenger RNA, 1668 nt
Organism: Helianthus annuus (common sunflower)
Lineage: Eukaryota; Viridiplantae; Streptophyta; Magnoliopsida; Asterales; Asteraceae
Product: probable leucine-rich repeat receptor-like serine/threonine-protein kinase At3g14840
Exons: 8
Biological process (GO): protein phosphorylation
Molecular function (GO): protein kinase activity; ATP binding
Source: RefSeq, a predicted model, not a curated record
AUGGCUGCCAUAGUGAUUGGAAGAGAGGGAGGAAAUCCGGAGGGUUUAUUUUCAGUAAAGGUGGUGGCGGCUGCAGUAGGCAGCGCUAUUGCUGUUAGGGUUUCCGGCUGGAUAGAAGAUUUGGCAGCCAUGAAUUAUGGAGGAGCUGAUUUGGCUUUGAUACCAAAUCAAACUUGUAUUGGUGUCUUGGUGGAAAAAGAUUUUGACAUCAGUGAUAGGGCAGGUGGAGUUAUGAAAGCAAUUGUGACAACUUAUACGGUAAACGUUACAACUAGUUUGGAAAUCCGUCUCUAUUGGGCUGGAAAAGGAACAACCAAUAUACCAUCUCGAGGAGUAUAUGGUCCUCUCAUUUCAGCUAUAUCUGUGGAUCCAAAUUUCAAAUUGCCAGAAAAUGAGAAAGGUGUGUCCAGACGGAUUGUGGCUGUAAUUUUGGUUGGAGCAGUUUGUGCCAUCAUCCUAAUUUUAGGAAUUUUAUGGUGGUGUGGUUAUUUAUGUCCCACACAUGCUAUGGAACUAGAGCUGCAUGGUCUAGAGCUCAACAUUGGUUCCUUUACUUUGAGGCAAAUCAAAACUGCCACAAACAAUUUUGAUGUUGCUAAUAAGAUUGGAGAAGGUGGUUUUGGCUCGGUUUACAAGGGAGUAUUACCAAGUGGCACCUUAAUAGCAGUUAAACAACUUUCCUCCAAAUCGAAGCAAGGAAAUAGAGAGUUCUUGAAUGAACUAGGCAUGAUAUCUGCUUUGCAACACCCGCAUCUUGUGAAGCUCUAUGGUUAUUGUAUUGAAGGAAACCAAUUGUUACUAGCAUAUGAAUACAUGGAAAAUAAUAGUCUAGCCCGUGCUUUGUUCGGGCCAAAAGAAUGGCAAUUGGAACUUGAUUGGCCUACAAGAUACAGAAUUUGCAUUGGUAUAGCGAGAGGAUUGGCCUUUCUACAUGAAGAAUCAAGAUUGAAGAUUGUUCAUAGAGAUAUCAAAGCCACUAAUGUGCUCCUUGAUAAGGAUUUAAAUGCAAAAAUUUCUGAUUUCGGUUUGAAACAUAGAUGAAAUGUUCUUUCCAUUACAAAUUUCAGUGGAUAUAUGGCUCCCGAAUACGCAAUGCGUGGUUAUCUAACAGAUAAAGCAGAUGUCUAUAGCUAUGGAAUUGUCCUCUUAGAGAUAGUAAGUGGGAUGGCUAACGUUGCUGACAGGGAAAACGAGAAUCAGUUUGUUCUUCUUGAACGGGCAUUUGCUUUGAAAGCCGCGGGUAAUUUGAUGGAUCUAGUUGAUCCAAAGCUGGGUUCAGAAUAUGACAUCCAAGAGAUGAUGGUUGUUAUCAGUUUGGCUCUAGUGUGCACUACAAUCACUCCAACCGAUAGACCAACAAUGUCAUCAGUGGUUAGCAUGCUAGAAGGACGAAUCGUUCCUGAAGUGUAUCCUGCUGAACAAAGUGACUCAAUUACUGAAAUGGAUAGUGACAAAAGGGUGAAGGAACUUGAGGACCAGAAUGUUAACCAAAUAGAGGAAAUGCCAUUCGCGUGCACCGAUUCCUCAACAUCUGCCUUUGAUCUCUACCCAGAUGAUGGUUUCAGUGAGUAUUUGCAGAAGAGGGAUAGUUAUAUAAGGAAGUUGUUAUCUAAAUGAUGUAUAUGCUAAUUGUUUGAUAUCUACUCGGAGUUGUUAUCUAAAUGAUGU